UAAUAAAAAAUUGCCAAUAAGUAUCAAAAUAAUAUUUAGUGAACGCUUUAUAAUGAAUCGAAUGCUGCGAAAAGAUCCGCUGUUUUCAAAUAUGUUGCCGUUAAGUUGGUCACACUUUCGAAACAUGAUUACUGAUAAUUGUGAUAAUAUUGCCCGCUCACUGAUGUCAGAUUGAAUGUAGUAUUAAUACUAAUAAUAUUAAUUUUGUAAAUUUGUACUCUAUACUCCAAAUCUUCAAUAUUGAAUAUUCCUCUUUUGACUUUAGUAGUUUCAUACAUUUGUUGGUACUGUUGGUAGUCUCGUGUAAUAUUGUAGUUUAAAAAAAAAAAAUUUUAAAUGUCUGGUAGUGAGGUUACACCCGGCGGUGUGUUUUUGGUCUCGGUCGUCGGUCAGAUCGAAAAAGGCCACUUUUCGAACUACGACAACAUGUAUUGCAAAUAUGCUUUUGUCUACGGACCUGAUUGGGAAAUCGUGACCGGGAUCGAAGAAGGCAUAUCCCAAAUCGCUCAAAAGAGCCAAGACGAAAGGCAACAGGUCGUAUGGAAUUUCCCAUUAGACGUUUCUUUCAAGAGUACCAAUCCUCACGGGUGGCCACAGCUAAUCAUUAGUGUUUAUGGAUUGGACACUUUUGGGAACGACGUUGUAAGAGGUUAUGGAGUAUGUCACCUCCCAGUAGUCAAUGGACAAUCUUCCGAAGAGAUGAUUAUGUUUGUACCUGAAUCUAGUUCGACGUUACAAAAACUGACUUCAUGGUUGACCGGUAAAAGACCAGAAUACGUCGACGCACGGUUAUUAGCCAGGGGUGAUGGCAGGGAAGUGACUAGAGUCAGAAGUCAAGGAUGUGUUUGGAUUCAAUUUAAUGUUGUGUUCAAAGACUUUCAUCAUUAUGGAUUUGAGAACGAUAAUAACAGUUAAACAUUUGUCAUCAAUGAUGAUCUGUGAAUAAAAGUCCUUAUCACUGAGAAGAAGUUCUACUAAUUAUUUAAUUUUCCUUGUGGUAUGUUCAUAUAGCCACUUUAGUUGGAACCUAUGAAAUAAAUAAUGUGACUAAGGAUAAAAUGAUAGGUGAUUAUUGGAAACAUAGAUUUAAAAAAAUAAUAUUAUAAAUUUCUGUGAAUGAAGCAAAAUUGUAUUUAAAUG
Molecule: messenger RNA, 1140 nt
Organism: Melanaphis sacchari
Lineage: Eukaryota; Metazoa; Arthropoda; Insecta; Hemiptera; Aphididae
Product: B9 domain-containing protein 1-like
Exons: 5
Coding region: 337-915 (192 amino acids)
Biological process (GO): cilium assembly
Cellular component (GO): MKS complex
Source: RefSeq, a predicted model, not a curated record